AUGAAAGCAUUCUUUUGGAACACAAGAUCUGUGAAUACUCAGAAUGCUUUUCAUAGAGUUCAGAUGUUGCAUAGACAUCAUAAAUUAUUCUUGAUAGCAUUCAUGGAGCCUUUUCAAGAUUCUAGACACAUUGACAAAUAUAAAAAGAGAUUGGGUAUGCAGGUGGCUGGCUUUAACUGCAAUGGGAAAAUAUGGUUUUUUGUUAAAGAUGGCAUUGAGGUGGAAGUAUUGAUGAACUCUGAUCAACAGGUUACUCUCAAGCUUACUUUCCUAGACAGUGGCAAAAUAUUAAUUACUACCUUAGUUUAUGCAAAGUGUGAUGCUGUGGAUAGAUUGGAACUAUGGCAUAAUAUCUAUUCUCUAUCAAGCAGCAUGAAUUCUCCGUGGUUGGUAGGUGGAAAUUUCAAUGUAAUUUUACAUGAAGAAGAGAAUAUAGGUGGAUUACCUGUUCACCAAACUGAGGUUGAGGAUUUUGCAUUUUGCAAAAAUUCUUGUGACCGGCAGGAUAUUGAUUUUAGGGGCAGUCCUUUUACUUGGCGGAAUGGUAGAGCUGAGGAAGAUUGCAUAUUCAGAAGAUUGGAUAGGAUUUUAGUCAAUAAUUAA
Molecule: messenger RNA, 603 nt
Organism: Lycium barbarum (goji berry)
Lineage: Eukaryota; Viridiplantae; Streptophyta; Magnoliopsida; Solanales; Solanaceae
Exons: 1
Coding region: 1-603 (200 amino acids)
Source: RefSeq, a predicted model, not a curated record